Molecule: messenger RNA, 2351 nt
Organism: Dama dama (fallow deer)
Lineage: Eukaryota; Metazoa; Chordata; Mammalia; Artiodactyla; Cervidae
Gene: DSN1
Product: DSN1 component of MIS12 kinetochore complex
Exons: 11
Coding region: 352-1413 (353 amino acids)
Biological process (GO): mitotic sister chromatid segregation; cell division
Cellular component (GO): MIS12/MIND type complex
Source: RefSeq, a predicted model, not a curated record
AGGAGCUCGCCGGCCGCGCAUGCGUCCUUGGGCGGCGGGAGUUUUCUAAGGGGCGGCUUUGGCGCCGCCGGAAGGCAGUGAAAUGGUCCCAGAGUUGGAAGGAGCAACGGCCUUGGUGCAGCGCGUUCAGGGGUAACCCGGCGUCGCGGAGAGAGUGACCUGCGGCCUUGUGUUUCGGAGACGGAGGCUCUAGGUUGGACAGGCGUCUCUCUGAGGUGAGGAAGUCGCAGGCCCGUUCCCGGACGAGGCCUUCCUCACCCCCGCACCAGCCUCUUUGGGGUCGGACACCGCGGCUCAGCCCACACCCCGCCUGCCCGUCGUCACCCCCGACACCGGGGUUCUCCACUCAGGAUGACUUCUAGACCGGAGAUGGUAGUGCUAGAAGAGGAACCAGUGGCAUCUAAGACUCAUGAUCGUCAACUGGAAUCAGAUCCCAACCCUGUGGACGUGUGUAAUAAAUCGUCCGCCUCCCUGGAGAUGACUGAACGUGUUUCAAAGGAACGAAUUCACCGUGGCUGUAGCCCCCAAAAAGGGGACAGUGGUGAUCUCAGCCACCAGGAAGGACUUGAAUCCAGGUCCCUUCAUUUGUCCCCACAAGAGCAGUCUGCCUGUCAUCAAGACAGGAGGCAGUCCUGGCGGCGAGCAAGUAUGAAAGAAACGAACCGGCGGAAGUCACUGCCUCCCUUUCAUCAGGGCAUCACAGAGCUCUGCAGAUCCAUCAGUGUCGACCUAACAGAAAGCAAACGGCUGAGCUCUCUCCUCCUUUCCAGUUUCCAGUUCUCUGUUCAGAAACUUGAACCUUUCCUAAGGGGAACUGAGGGCUUCAGUCUUGAAAGUUUUAGAGCCAAAGCAUCUUCCCUUUCUGAAGAAUUGAAACAUUUUGCAGACAGACUGGAAAGUAAUGGAACACUACAAAAAUGUUUUGAAGAUUCAGAAGGAAAAGUAUCAGAUUUGGCUCUGGAAACAUCAGUGGCUGAGAUGAAGGAAUAUAUAACAAAGUUUUCUUUAGAACGUCAGAGUUGGGAUCAGCUCUUGCUGCGCUACCAGAAAGAGGCUGAAGAGAUCCUAUCAAGAGGAUCAGCUGAAACCAAAAAUACUGAAGUUGAAGUGGAACCUAGAAUGUAUGUUGGGUCUUCCCAGAGUGAAGUCCUUAAUACAAAACCUGACUACCAGAAGAUAUUGCAGAACCAGACUAAACUCUUUGAUUGUAUGGAGUUGGUGAUGGACGAACUGCAAGGAUCCGUGAAGCAGCUGCACGCCUUUAUGGCCGAAAGUACCCAGUGCCUCCAGGAGGUGUCAGUACAGCUCGGGAAGAGAAGCACUCAACAGUUAGAUCCUUCACCAGCUCGAAAACUGCUCAAGCUUCAGUUACAGAAGCAACCUAGCACAUAUUGCUCUAAAUCUUGUCAGUGACCGUAUGCAGCUUUUCUGCCACAAGGUGCUCUAGAGGAGAGAAACCCCAAGAGUGCCCCAGUGCACAGCAGGCUGAGCUGUGACAUCUGCCCUGUUGCCUUUGAAGAUAACUGGCUGACUGUAAAGCACUCUGAUUUUUUUUCUUAAAAUGGAAUUUAUGCAUUUGAAAGAAUGUCAUAUACAAGCUGUUUCCAAAAACGGGCAAAAUGCUUGAGACUUUGCUUUGGAAUGACCUCCAGAACUAGUGGCCCAUUCUUUGAAAUAUCCUUUGUGAUUAGAAAUCUUCUUACUCUGAAGAUGUUUUUGAGGUUUUGAAACAACCUAAAGUCAUCCAGGACCAAAUCCAGUAAGCAUUUUAGGGGUCAUUCUGGUUGUAAACAGAAUGAGACUGAUUUUCUCCUGUGACUUUAAGGGUGAUGUUAGGUAGAGGAGUUGUGAGCAUUGUUUGCAUUGUAUGGAUACAUAUAUCUCCUCACAAGAUUCCCAAAUUGAAGAUAAUAACACUCAUUCUGUAUAUCCUGAUGUCUGUAAUGUGUUUUAGCUUUUUUGGCGGGGCGUGCUACACCAUGUGGCAUGCAAGAUCUUAGUUCCCCAACCAGGGAUCGAACCCAUGCCCCCUGUGGUGGAAGUGUGGAGUCCUAACCAUUGCCAGGGAAGUCCAGUAUAGUCUGCUUUAGCUUCUAAUGUUGAGUUGACAUCCUAAAUUCUAGAUUCAUGGCAAGAAGGGGUUAAGUAUCUCUUUCAUUGUUCUCCGUAUUUGUUAAUGAUUUGCAUUAUAAGAUUGCAUGUUCUUAAAAGCUUUCUCUUGUCCUUUUAAGAGGACAAGAGAAAAUGAAAAGGCGGGGAAGGCUUAGCAGAAAAUAGGAUUCUUUGUCAGGACCCAGAAGUGAACAGUAGCGUGGACAGUGUUAACAACCAAUAAAACACCAACUAAUUUA